AUGAAGAGGCAAGAUAAAGCCAAACCUAAUGAAUCUGGAAUGGGAGAAAAUAAACUCCGUAUUGCCAUAGUAUCAUCAGAUAAAUGUAAACCAAAAAAAUGUAGGCAGGAAUGCAAACGCACAUGCCCUGUUACAAAAACAGGAAAGCAGUGCAUAGAAGUUGAUCCAACAAGUAAAAUCGCAUUUAUUUCAGAACAUCUUUGUAUCGGUUGUGGUAUUUGCGUUAAAAAGUGUCCAUUCGAAGCUAUUACAAUCAUUAACUUACCCCGGGAUUUAGGGAAGGACACUACACAUAGAUUCGGACCAAAUUCAUUCAAGUUACACAGACUUCCAGUGCCAAGACCAGGACAGGUUUUGGGGCUGGUUGGUACGAAUGGAAUAGGAAAAUCGACAGCACUCAAGGUGUUGUCUGGUAAAUUAAAACCAAAUCUGGGCAAAUUUGACUCGCCGCCAGAAUGGUCAGAGAUUUUGCAAUAUUUUCGGGGUUCUGAACUCCAAGGAUAUUUCACAAAGAUGCUGGAAGAUAACUUAACAACGGCAGUGAAGCCUCAAUACGUGGACAAUAUACCCAAACAAGUAAUUUCGCCCUUAAAUUUAUUGUUUCAGGUGGGAGGUUUGGUUGGAGACAUACUGGAAGCGAAAGAUAAGAGAGGUAUAGGACAGGACUUGAUAGUAACACUGGAAUUAUCACACCUUUUAUCGAGAAAAGUCUCAGAAUUAUCGGGAGGAGAACUCCAGAGAUUUGCAAUAUGCGUGGCAAUACUGUGUGACGCAGAUGUUCUGAUGUUCGACGAACCGAGCAGCUACCUCGACAUCAAACAGAGGAUAAUUGCUGCUAGAGUAAUUCGCCAAUGCAUACAUCACGAAAGAUACAUAAUUGUGGUAGAACACGAUCUCUCUGUUCUAGACUACCUCUCAGAUUAUGUUUGUUGCCUUUGGGGGAAACCGUCAGUGUACGGAGUUGUAACUUCACCCUUUAGCGUCAGAGAAGGGAUUAAUAUCUUUCUGGACGGUAAUUUUAAUCUUUUACGAAAAAAUUGUUUAGGAUUUGUUCCAACUGAAAAUUUAAGGUUUAGAGAAGACUCUUUGUCCUUUAAAGUCUCAACGGACGUUGAUUUGGAAGAAGUCGAGAGUAUCCACUGCUACAAAUAUCCACAAUUGGAUAAAAAACUUGGAUCAUUCUCACUUACAGUUAUGCCUGGCGACUUCAACGAUUCUGAAAUUAUUGUUCUGCUUGGUGAAAACGGAACAGGAAAAACAACCUUCAUAAAAAUGCUCGCCGGUAAAUUACAACCGGACAACGCUGAUUAUGAAGACUUAAUGCCAAAGUUAUCAGUAAGUUACAAGCCACAGAAACUCUCUGUCAAAUUCGAUGGAACACUAAGACAGCUAUUCCAUUCAAAAAUCAGAGAAUCAUUUCUCUCCCCAAUUUUCCAAGCGGAUGUUGUUAAACCAAUGCAAAUUGACAAUAUCUUGGACCAACAAUUAAAGAAUUUGUCUGGUGGAGAGUUGCAAAGAGCCGCCAUAAUUUUGGUAUUGGGGACUCCUGCAGAUAUUUACCUAAUUGAUGAACCAUCUGCCUAUCUCGACUCCGAACAGCGUAUAGUUGCAAGCAGGGUUAUAAAAAGGUUCACUUUAUACAAGAAGAAAACCACAUUCAUAGUUGAGCAUGACUUUAUUAUGGCCACAUACCUGGCAAACAGAGUCAUUGUUUUUGAAGGUCAACCCGGAAUCACUGCAACCGCACUAAGUCCAGAACCCCUGGCCACCGGGUUCAACAGAUUUUUGAAGUCGCUGGAUGUAACAUUUAGAAGGGAUCCUACAAACUUUAGACCCAGAAUAAACAAAUAUGAUUCCGUCAAAGAUAAAGAACAGAAGGCCUGUGGAUUGUAUUUUACAAUGGAUACCUGA
This is a messenger RNA of Theileria annulata, 1911 nucleotides long. Its product is annotated as RNAse L inhibitor protein, putative. Gene Ontology annotation, molecular function: ribosomal small subunit binding; ATP binding; ATP hydrolysis activity. The coding region runs from base 1 to 1911 and encodes 636 amino acids. Lineage: Eukaryota; Apicomplexa; Aconoidasida; Piroplasmida; Theileriidae. Gene Ontology annotation, biological process: translational termination; ribosomal subunit export from nucleus; translational initiation. The record is from RefSeq and is a predicted model, not a curated record. The transcript has 7 exons.